This is a messenger RNA of Ilex paraguariensis (yerba mate), 2352 nucleotides long. Lineage: Eukaryota; Viridiplantae; Streptophyta; Magnoliopsida; Aquifoliales; Aquifoliaceae. The record is from the annotation of a GenBank genome assembly.
AUUAGAAAGUUUUUUUUUUUUUGAAUUAAAUAGGCUAUGAUAUUCAAUUUAUCAAUUAUUUCUCAAAUAUACAAUUGUUCUUCUGCAUUCCCUUCCAAAGUCUCAUGUUCGUAAAUAAUAAAUAGUACAAAACCUACGUCUAAAAAUUUUAUUGAACAAAUAAAUAUUGUAAAGCAUAUCACAAAAAAAAAUUAUAAAUCAAAAUUAUUCACGUGCGAUGCAAGUGUGCCUCAACUAAUAUUUUAAAACUAAUUAUUUCUCGUGCCUGAAGGUACGGAGUAAUAAAAAUGGUCAACAAUUAACAUAUUUGUAUUCACAUCUAAAAUUAAAUUACAAAGAUAGAAGAGAGAAAAAAAAAUUUAAACACCGGUUGUAAUGGAAAUGAAUAGUGGUAGUGGUGGUAGGCGACAACGAUGGUGGUAAAAGACAGUGAUGGUUGUAGUGGGUGGCAACGACUAUGGUGGUGGUGGCAACUGUAAGUGGCCGGCAACGAUGAUAAUGGUUAGUAGUGGUGGUGCGGGGGUAAUGAUGGUGGUGGGUGGCGGUGGGCAACGAGUGGUGGUAAGUUAUGGUAGUGGGCGGUGGCAGUGGGCGACGGUGGUGGUGGGGCGACGACGAUGAUGGGUGCAACAAACUAAUGUUUUACGUUGAAUAAGUUUAUUCGAGAUUUAGAAUUAAUCUAAUGUCAUUCCACGUUGAAUAAGUUUUUCGUUAUAAGAAAGAUAUCAAAUUGAUGAAAUUUUACCAAUGUGGAUGUAACAAACCAGAAAACUUGAUAAAACAAAUUUUUGUUUUUGAAACGGUCAAAACAUUUUUGUUUUGAGAGGAGAUUGAAAUGAAUUAGUGAUUGAAUUAAAUUUUUAAUAUUUUUAAAUAUUUUAAAAAAUUAUUAUAUAUUUAUUUAGAUCAAUAUUUUCAAAAUAUUUUAAAAAUAAAAUUUUGAAAUUUUAUGUUUUUUUAAUUUAAUUUAUUUUUUAAAACUUUUUUCAAUUAUUUUCAAAUGACACCGUCCCAAAUCUAGUCACUCCUUGGUUUCAAAAAAAAAAAAUUUAGUCACUCCCCUCUAUAUAAACAAAAGAAAAAGAUCGAGGGAUUUUAAACACAGAUCAAAUCAAAUAAACAAAACAAAAAGAGUUUUGAGAGUUUAAGUAAAGAUCAAAUCAAAUCUUCUGUCUCUCUCUCUCUCUCUCUAGUGUAGUGUGUAGAGGAUCGAAUGGCAGCGAAGCAGAUGGAAGAAAUUCAGAAGAAAUUAGCAAUGUUGAAUUACCCAAGAGCCAAUGCCCCUGCUCAGUCUCUCCUUUUCACCGGCAUGGAGCGCUACGCCCUUCUUGAAUGGCUUUUCUUCAAGCUAUUGGGCGACAAGUCACCAUUCUCUCAACAAAAUCUACAAGGCGACGCCAUUGAUCACGACGAGGAGACCUCUCGCAUCCAAUAUUUAGCAGAGAUUGCAAAGUUUCUGAGUAUUACCACGACCAUAGAUACAGAGGCCAUCCAAGGACGAGGAAGUUAUGAAGAUCGUACUGAAAUGCUUCGCCUUAUUGUAGACCUUGUGGAGGCAAGCAUCUAUGCUGAUAAUCCUGAUUGGAGUGUUGAUGAGCUGGUGGCGAAGGAUAUACAACUGAUAGAUUCUAUUGCUGAACGACAAGCUCAGAUUUUCUCUGAAGAGUGCAAGUUGUUCCCCGCAGAUGUGCAGAUUCAGUCUAUAUAUCCGUUGUAAGUUUAUUUUACUGGCUCGAUUUUUCCUCAUGGAUUCAUCUUUCUGAUAAAUUGAGAAAGGACUUGUUGAACUGAUGGUUUCACUGUGAUCCUGAAUGAGGGCAUGAUAUAAUCCUGCUGGCAUACUAUUUGUUAUGCAUGGUAGUGGUGGAUAAGUGAUUUGCCAAGAUUGUCCUCAGAUUGAAAAUGUAGGAACUUUUUUUUCAGUCUAUCCAAGGAGGGGCAAGUUUGAGAAGGGACAGGGUUUGUAAAGUUUGUUCUAGGUUGAUGUUUAGGGUUUUAUAAAUACUUAAGAAGUUGGAAUGUCUAUCUUGCACAAAUAUAGGCACACACACACGCGCGCACACACACGUGCGUAGAGAGAGAGAAAGAGAGAGAGAACAUUAUUCUGGAUUACAUCAAGAGUAAGACGGCUGAUUGAAUCUAUCCCUAACAUCAACAACGAAAUGAACACUCCUGUACAAUAUGUACACAACCAGUUUUCUUAACCUCCUAUUUUGACUCUGUUAGUGUUAUAGUGGACCUAACUCUAAACUUCAACUUCUUGAAAAUAAAUAUUUUCUUGAGUGUACUGCGCAUCAUAAUAAAUGAAAAUAUUAAAAAUAUGGAUCAAAUAUCCUAUCACCAAAAUAUGUU